UCACCUGACAAAAAACCCACCGAAGAGCAUCUCCAACGCUGACCCGCAAAUUUGCUCCGGCAUUCCACCGCGGACAGAGAGACCAGUCCAUGAACAUAGAUAACGGAGCUGAUCAUCCAACACAGUCCGCAUAAAAUUGAAACCACAUUUCAACAAAUGGGAUGAAACUCAGAGUACCAGGUGCAUAGGUCUCCUGGCAGUUCAUGCGUAGGUGGGGAGCCAACCUUGGUGUGGAUCUUAGGGCUCGUAAAGGGGAACUAUUGGACCAGAUUAAUACCCCGGAUGAGGAGGCCGAUUCGACCGGCCUCUCGGCUGACGAUUGGCUCCGGCGAUGCGCCAUUGAAUCCUUGUUGAUGGAGAUAUUCAAGGGUGAAGAGCUAUUCUGGCAACGACGCGGGGGCCAGAAGUGGCUGUUUGAGUGUGAUGCUAAUACUGCUUACUUCCAGACGAUCGCCAUUGCGCGCCGUAGGAAGUGCUCCAUCAUGUGUCUCUGGGAGGGGGACACCCUCCUGGAACACCCAAACGAUAUUAGAUCCCACAUUUACUCUUUCUUUAAGGAGCUAUUCACAGCGGAAACCAGGGGUGGGGUGUCCCUGUCGGAGGACUUUUGGUCGGCGGCGGAUAGAGCCUCUGAUAGCGAGAAUGUGGAGCUUACCAUCCCAUUCUCCCUGAAAGAGGUGGCCAGGGCCAUCGCCUCUAUAAAGGCGGGGUCGGCCUCGGGGCCAGAUUGCUUGCUGGUGGUCUUCUUCCAGAAGUUCUGAAACAUUCUUAAACUGGUGAU
Molecule: messenger RNA, 781 nt
Organism: Triticum urartu
Lineage: Eukaryota; Viridiplantae; Streptophyta; Magnoliopsida; Poales; Poaceae
Source: RefSeq, a predicted model, not a curated record